Molecule: messenger RNA, 2828 nt
Organism: Trichoplusia ni (cabbage looper)
Lineage: Eukaryota; Metazoa; Arthropoda; Insecta; Lepidoptera; Noctuidae
Product: small G protein signaling modulator 3 homolog
Exons: 1
Coding region: 278-2668 (796 amino acids)
Molecular function (GO): protein binding
Source: RefSeq, a predicted model, not a curated record
UAUCAUUAGCGUUUCAGUUACACAAACAGUUAUGUGGCAUGUAUUUCUCAGACGUGUGAAAAGGAUAGCUUCAAAAUAACUUGGUAGUCUCACCUUUUUUCAACGGCAAAUAAUGUUGGUGCUGCUGUACACGGUACAGGAUUGACGUUUGACCUUUAUUUAUUUUGACGUUUACUAUCUUCAACAAUGAAUGUACGGGAAAUUGUUUUGUAAGGAGAAAGUGCAUGUAUUUCUUCAAGAACAUUGAUAACUAACGGUAUAAUUUACCGAGUGCAACAUGGAUCUAGCGAAAUCACUAUUUAGUUCCCGUGAUCAUGAGGGAUACGUGGGAAGGGAAGAUCAUGAACGCAAAAUAAGUGCUGCGUUAGCAGAUGACGAUCCGGAGGAUAUGAUAGACGCUAUACGAGGCUUGAAUAUUGCUGAUGAACUGCUGCCAGCACCUGGAGGCCCGUUUUCUGCGCUUACACCUAGCAUGGUACCUCAAGAUAUAAUGGCAAAAUUGGCACAACCAGAAUCUGAAGGCCAUGGAGGAGGUCUGCCAGACUACAGAUUUGACGAAUUCGGAUUUUGUGUAGAAGAAGAAGAUGAGCCAGAACAAAGUUCGAAAAAGUUAUUAUCUGAUGCAUUUGUAGAGGAUGAUCAACACCGCCUGCAGUGGGAGUUUUAUAGUAAAGAAAUAAACUUUUCUGAAGGUGAUGGAAAACUAGAAAAAACAGAUAAGUUACAGAAAAUGGUAAAAGAUGGUGUCCCACAUUCUUUACGUCCUCAGGUAUGGAUGCAUUUAUGUGGUGCAAAUAAAAAACGAGCGUCUACAGAAAUAACCUACCAUGAAAUCGUUAGAGCAUCUAGUGACGAUGGUUUGGUAACUAGUAAACAGAUUGAAAAAGACUUAGUCCAAAUUUUACCAAAUAAUGUUUGCUUCUCUCACCCUACAAGCACUGGUGUGCCAAGGCUACGCAGAAUUUUGAGAGCUUUGGCAUGGCUUUACCCUGAUAUUGGAUACUGUCAGGGUACUGGAAUGAUAGCAGCAUCACUUCUACUACUCAUGGAAGAAGAAGAUGCGUUUUGGAUAAUGUGCACAACAGUGGAAGAUUUAUUGCCAGCAUCAUAUUAUUCCUCGACAUUAAUAGGUAUCCAAGCUGAUCAGAAAGUUUUAAGAAGCCUUAUCUCCACAUAUUUGCCAGGUAUUGACCAGGUUUUGAAUGCCCAUGACAUUGAACUCUCACUGAUAACCAUGCACUGGUUUCUAACAUUGUAUGCGAAUGUAGUGCACAUGAAAAUAUUGCUUCGAAUUUGGGAUCUGUUUUUCUUGGAUGGGUCCUUAGUACUUUUUAAAGUUACCUUGGCUAUGCUGAAGAUAAAAGAAAAUCGUUUUAACGAAAUCUCAAAUUCCGCUCAGAUUUUUAAUGCACUCUCGGACAUUCCUGGUGAAAUUGACGAAGUUGAUAUUUUGAUCAAAACAAUUGACGAAGUAUGUGGAGACACUUUGAGCCCUACGUUGAUCGAUACCCAUAGAAGGCGACACCUAGCGUAUCUGAUGGCUGAUCAGGGGGCUCUAGUAGGAAAUCCUAGUGCAGUACCCAAUUUACCAAAGCAACAGCUUCAGAGACGUCAAAUAAAAAAAACAAAGUCAGUCAUACAGACUAUACUUUUUGGAGAAGAUAGUAAUAAUGAAGACGCCGUAUCAAAGAACGUUAAACAAACCGAAAUAUUAGUUGAUCUUAGAGAAGCUAUCCUGCAAGUAGCUCGACACUUUCUAGCUCUCGAACCACAACUAACGUCAGAGGUUCAAUUGACCGCAGACUACACCAUGCAAAGUCAUGCGGCUGAUAGAGAAAGAUACGUAAAUGUUUCACGAAGUAAAAGAAGACGUGCAAAAGCUUUAUUAGAUUUUGAACGAAGAGAUGGAGAUGAAUUGGGUUUUAGAAAAAAUGACGUCAUUGAAGUAAUUAGCUCUAGAGAUGAACAUUGUUGGAUCGGAGAAUUAAAUGGACUGAGAGGCUGGUUCCCUGCCAGAUUUGUGAAGUUACUGGACGAAAAAGGCGUCAAGUACAGCAGAGCAGGUGACGAUUCAGUCACAGAAAAAGCUGCACAUCUAGUCAGAGGAGUUUUAGCUCCCGCAUUUAAAAGAGUGCUGUUACAUGGCAUAAAACGACCCAGCUUCCUAGACGGACCUUGUCAUCCAUGGCUUUUUAUUGAAGAGGCAUCGUCGCGUGAAGUUGAAAAAGAUUUUAAUUCUGUCUAUAGCCGCUUAGUCUUGUGUAAAACAUACCGUUUAGAUGAAGAUGGAAAAGUUUUGACCCCUGAGGAGUUAUUAUACAGAUGUGUGCAAGCCAUUAAUUUAUCCCAUGACAAUGCCCAUGCACAAAUGGAUGUAAAAUUACGCACACUAAUAUGUAUGGGGCUUAAUGAAGAAGCUUUGCAUUUGUGGCUUGAAGUAUUAUGCUCUUGUGUCGACGUAGUUCAAAAAUGGUAUCAUCCGUGGUCUUUCAUAAACUCUCCAGGAUGGGUGCAAAUUAAAUGUGAACUACGAAUUUUGUCUCAGUUCGGCUUCAACUUAAAUCCUGAUUGGGAACUGCCUUUGAAAAAAGAUACGCAGAAUCAGCCUCUAAAGGAAGGAGUUAGAGAUAUGCUUGUGAAACAUCACUUAUUUUCGUGGGACCUAUAAAUGUUGUUAUUAUUGUUGUAUAGAUUUCCAUUUGUCUUAUGCUGCUGAUAAAUAUGUAAAUAAUAUUAUUGUAUAUUAAACACGCACUAUUUGCCUAAUCGAAAAAUAUAAUAAUUUAAAGCUUACUUCGAGUACUGAAUAAAUUAUAAAAAUAAUGAAA